CGUAGUUACACAGCGACUUGAGAUAGAACUUGUUGGAAGUAUCAUACUCCCUCGAAAACCUCAGUGCAGGGCAUAUCCCAGAUUCCAGACUCGAUACCCUGAACACGUGGACUUCACAACGUAUAUUUUGACAUUAUGCAGUUCCCUACUGUCAUCGACUUAAAUGUGGGUGGUCGACAUCUGACAACCUCCCUGUCCACCCUCACCAAGUACCCGGACUCCAUGUUGGCCACCAUGUUUAGUGGAAGGCAGCCUGUGACCCAAGACAAAGAUGGCCGCUACUUCAUCGAUGUGGAUGGAGAUGUGUUUAUUCACGUCCUCAACUUUCUGAGAUUCGGGAAGAUGCCUCCACCCAAAGGAGCAUCUGAGGUUAUGGAAUAUGCAGAGUACUUUGGAUUACAGGAACUGAAGGCAUCUGUCCCCGAAGACUUUGAACAAGUGCUCUACGGAAUAUGGAAAAAGAAGCUACCUGACUACCAAAGUCAAUGGGAAAAGGUGGAAAGACAAUUAGGCUAUCUUUCCACAAAAUAUUUUUACAUUCACGUUGCCGCAAGCAGCGCUUGUCGUAACUUUCCGAAAACAAAAACACUGUUUCUUCAAGCUCCAGGCAGUAGGAACACCAUUUACAUAGAAUUUUUAGACAUCGGUAAAACGUACCCAACUGUCCUUUUGAAUCUUCUUGCACACGACCUGAAAAGAAUGAAUAUCUUCACGGACUAUUGUGAGACGGAAUGUGAGAAUUGUGGUUGUCAAGCAGCCAUGCGAUUCAAAAUUGGCAGGUGAAAAGCGUUAGAUACCAUUCCGACAUUUUCAAAAAUGGAACGUGGAUCAGUUGUGGUAUGGAUGUAGAUCUAAAUUUUCGUCUUAAUACGAAUCAAAUCUCACAAGACCAAUUACUAUUGUGGGACAUUCCUUUGAUUUGUGUCUAUUGAUGUUUCACCUACACAGGAUAUUGAUGCACGACAACAGUUAACCCAUCGUAAAGCAAUUGACGUUUUGCUGCUUAUCCAGUCUUAUUUUCCUUGCCUUUGCUCUUAAAAUAAUUAAAUACGGUGGAAAUACAUUUUUAAGAUUAGUUUCCUAAUAUUAUUUUCUCUUAGUUACCUAUGGGACCAAAAUGGUAUUAGUUAAUACAACUUAACCACUAACAAUACAUGUCUCGAUCAUGUUAAGAUAGAAAAUUGAGAAUGAUACACAUACUAUGGUGUGCUUGUAUCCAAAAGGAAUGUGACUCGCCUGCUUUCACUUUACAGGAACUAAUUCCAAUGUAAAUAGACAAUUCAAAAAUGCAGUCAAUAUUGUUGAUUCGCAUUUUGAUAUAAAUGUGAAAGAUAACUCCUGACGUAAAUGAACUCCCGAUAUUGAGUGUUGAUUCUCCAGUUCUUGUUUAACUUGGAUUCAAUGCCAGGAAUUAAACACAGCGUCCUGGGUACAGAGCAGACACGUAAUUAACUGGGCCACCUCAUCUCGAUGAGCACUUGGGAAGGUCGAUCUGUGAAAGGAUUAUGACUGGCAUCAUAUAUUUUAUAAGCGUUAUCUGAAUUUUGGGGACGUAAAUCGGCGUCAGACAACUAUAAAAUGUGCGGCAUGCAGUUGAAUGCGCGA
This is a messenger RNA of Haliotis rufescens (red abalone), 1605 nucleotides long. Its product is annotated as BTB/POZ domain-containing protein KCTD7-like. The record is from RefSeq and is a predicted model, not a curated record. NCBI's taxonomy places the organism in Eukaryota, Metazoa, Mollusca, Gastropoda, Lepetellida, Haliotidae. The coding region runs from base 136 to 783 and encodes 215 amino acids. Gene Ontology annotation, molecular function: protein binding. Gene Ontology annotation, biological process: protein homooligomerization. The transcript has 4 exons.